GCGAAGGAAGAGGUUUUGGCUUGCAGCCAUAAAUCGUCAGGAAUUGACAAAGAAAGCUGUGGAAAAUUGUAGAGUUUGUUCCAGGCAUUUUAUUAGUGGAAAGCCAUCAACUUUGUAUGAUGAAACCAACCCAGAUUGGGUGCCUUCUUUAAACCUGGGUUACAAGCAGUGUACCUCAACUGAUCCGGGCCAAAGAUACAGUAGGUUACAAAACCGAAAAGAAACCAAACAGACUAGGGCAGCUGCUUUAACUCUUUUGGAUCUGAACGCGUUAUUUGAAGAGGGGGGAGCUGUUUCCAGUACAGAUACCGAACCUGAGGUAGAUAACGAAACUGAGGAUGCCCAUAUGUCUGACCCUGAAAAGCUUAGAGUAGCAACAGCAGAAAUUGUGGUGCUUAAGGAGGAAAAUGAAAAACUGCGCGAGGAAAUUAAAACUUUAGAGAAAGUGGUAUUUAAAUUGAAGUCCCAUAAACCAGAAGAUUUCGAAAAUGAUGAUGACAAGGUCAAGUAUUAUACUGGCUUGUCCAGUUUUGUCACACUCAUGGCUUUGUUUGAUUUGCUAAAAACAGAAAUAACAGAAAAUAAGCUUUCUUUGUUGACAAGAUUCCAAAAAUUUAUUAUAACAUUGAUGCGGCUUCGACUAAAUCUUUCCAUCACUGAUCUGAGUUACCGGUUUGGUGUGUCAAAUUCUACCAUAUCGAAGGUGUUUCUGGCUACUGUCAAUGUGAUGUAUGAAAGGCUCCAGCCACUAGUGCGUUGGCCAGACAGAGACGAGCUUCAUGACACCAUGCCAAUGGUUUUUAGAAAAUAUUUUGGACGUAAAGUAACUGUAAUUAUUGACUGUUUUGAGCUCUUUAUUGACAGACCAUCCAAUAUGACAGCUCGAGCGCAGACAUGGUCAAACUAUAAACAUCAUAACACAGCAAAAUAUCUCAUUGGGAUUACACCGCAAGGAACUGUUAGUUUUAUUUCAGAAGGAUGGGGUGGAAGAGUAAGCGACAAACAUUUGACGGCUAAUUGCGACUUUCUGUCAAAUUUGAUUUAUGGGGAUGUCAUUUUGGCUGACCGAGGUUUCGAGAUUCAGGAAAUGGUAGCUGUGUACGGAGCUGAGGUGCGAUAUCCAGCUUUUAUGAGAGGGAAAUCCCAACUGACCGCAUCUGAAGUGGAAUCCACAAGGAAAAUUGCAAAUGUGAGGAUUCAUGUCGAGCGAGUAAUUGGCUGUGUGCGACAAAAAUUUACCAUUCUUGGAGGGACAUGCCCCAUUGACCAUCUGAUUUCAAAAGAAAAUUCAAAACCACUUUUAGAUAAAGUUGUUUUUGUUUGUUGUGCACUUACAAAUAUGUGCCCAUCAGUUGUGCCAUUUGAAUGACAGCAAACAAUAUAUAUUUUUACAGAACAGCAGCCAUGAAGGACUUGAGACAUGUAACAAAAAUAAUUUAAAAACUCCAAACCCAACAUGUCUGCAGUUUAUUACUUUUUCCAUCUGUUGAGAUUUUUUUUCUCACAGGAAACUGUAGUAACCCUAGCUGCACUGACGAGCCCUGGGUUGGGCGAAACAUGUUACCAUGUUAUUUUUUGUAUCAAAAAGUAGAUUGUGCCUCAAAUCUUGAAACUAAUGUAUAAAACAUAUUACAGCCGAAUAAUUUAAUACAUGUAUUGAGAAAUUCAGUAACAUGCUUGGUGGAUGUUACAAAUUAGUUUGCUAUGUUUGAUUAGUUUUGUCAAUAUCAGCUUUCCUUUUAUAGUUGCCAAUCGUCAAGCUGUCAGUAUUUGUAAUUACAUGUUGCUGGUCAAUUUGUACCGGAUUUGGUCAUUUUGAAAACCAUGGUCAUUCCGUACUUCAUUUAGUACUAUAAAAUAAAUAAAUCUACAAAUAAUGCAAACACCUUUGCAAUAUUUAUAAACAGUUUUUGCUUUGCUAACCAUUUAACACUCAUGUUUUUGACGUUGCAGUAUUGCAUAUUCUAAUCUUUAUUACUGUUAUUGUCACACUCAAAUGUUUCUUGUGUUUUCACUGAACAUUCAUAUUUAAUAAUUUAUUUAAGACUUCAAAUACCUUUGACCGAAGUGAAAUAUGGUACUUACAACUAUGAUGUUGCAUCUUUAAUGGUGAGAUUUAUAUACAGUGUAGAUGUACUUGUGAUUUGAAAGGUGGUGUAUGUGUGACUGUUUUAGCAAAUAAAAAAAAUUUGCUUUAAAAUUUGUUUACACGUUUCGCCCUCCCAGGGCUCAUCAGUGCAGCUAGGGUUCCUUAUCAUUUCUGACAAGAAAACUGCAGACGUGUUGUUGAGCUCUAUUCCAUUUAAUAAUUGAAGUUCAUGGAAACAAUUUGUAUAUUCAAGCUUACAAGUUCCUUGCUGUUGAUUUCACUGGACAAACAUGAUGAAAAUCACAACCCAGUAAUAAAAAUGCAUACAGGUUAA
Gigantopelta aegis is the source of this 2423-nucleotide messenger RNA. RefSeq lists its product as uncharacterized. The transcript is spliced from 2 exons. Bases 347 to 1369 code for a protein of 340 amino acids. NCBI's taxonomy places the organism in Eukaryota, Metazoa, Mollusca, Gastropoda, Neomphalida, Peltospiridae. The record is from RefSeq and is a predicted model, not a curated record.